CGCAGGUCUCUUGAUUCUUGAACCGGCAAACUACUUCAACUGCUUAUGUCAGAAAUAAGAGUAUUUUUGCAACCUCUUAUGCGUCUCUCUGUUUGUAUAUCAGUGAAAUAUGGCAGAAGUGAAUAUACCUCAAGACAGGUUCAUGUGUUCAGUGUGUUUGGAUCUACUGAAGGAUCCAGUGACUAUUCCCUGUGGACACAGUUACUGUAUGAGCUGUAUUACAAACUGCUGGAAUCAGGAGGAUCAGAAGAGAAUCUACAGCUGUCCUCAAUGCAGACAAACCUUCACAUCAAGACCUGCUUUAAACAAAAAUGUGAUGAUCACUGAAAUGGUGGAAGAAUUGCAGAAGACGAGACUUCAAACUGAUGUUUCUGAUCAAUGUUACGCUGGACCUGAAGAUGUGAAGUGUGACGUCUGUACUGAGAGAAAAUACAAAGCUGUCAAGUCCUGUCUGGAGUGUCUGAACUCUUACUGUCAAAAUCACCUUCAACAACAUGAAAGUCUCUUCAAAGACAGAAGACAUCAUUUGAUGGAUCCCACUACAAAACUUUACGAGAUGAUCUGCUCAAAACAUAAUAAACAUCUGGAAAUCUACUGUCCAACUGACCAGGAGUGUAUUUGUUAUCUGUGUUUGAUGGAUGAACAUAAAAACCUUUACACUGUAACAGCUGUUGCAGAAAAAACUGAGAAACUGAGGGUUUUGGGAGAGAGACAGAGAAACUUGAAGCAGAGAAUCCAGGAGAGAGAGAAGAAGAUUCAGGAGCUCAGAGAGACUGUGAACUCUUACAAGCGCUCUGCACAGACAGCAGUGGAGGACAGUGAGAGAAUCUUUACUGAACUGAUCCGCUCCAUUGAGAGAAGACGCUCUGAGGUGACACAACUGAUCAGAGAUCAGGAAAAUACUGCAGUGAGUCAUGCUGAAGGAGUCUUGAAGUGUCUGGAGCAGGAGAUUGAAGAUCUGAGGAGGAGAGAACCUGAACUGGAGCAGCUUUUACACACGGACAAUCACAUUCAUUUCAUGAAGAGUUUUGAGUUACUGUCUGCACCUCCUGAAUCUACAGUUUCAUAUAACAUUACUGUCAGUUCUCUCGUCUCUUUUGAUGAUGUGACAAAAUCUGUCUCUCAGCUGAAAGAAAAUCUGGAGGAUGUCUGUAGAGAGGAGGUAGAAAACAUAUCUGGUGGAGUUUCAUAUAUCACAAUUUUUUCUGAUGAGCCCAACUACAGAGAGGAGUUCUUGCAAUAUUUCAGGCAGUUCACACUGGAUUUAAACACAGUGAAUAAAUACAUACGUCUGUCUGAUGGAAAAACCGCAGCUACAUACACUGAUCCAACAGUCCAGCAGUAUCCUGAUCAUCCAGAAAGAUUUGAAAGGUGGCGACAGGUGUUGUGUAGAGAGAGUGUGUGUGGACGCUGUUACUGGGAGGUUGAGUGGAGUGGUAGGGUGGAUAUAUCUGUGUCAUAUAAGAGCAUCAGCAGGAAGGGAGGCGGUGAUAAUUGUGUAUUUGGAUUUAAUGAUCAGUCCUGGUUAUUGUACUGUACUGAAUUCAAAUGCUCAUUCUGGCACAAAAACAAACGCACUGAUCUCCCUGUAGUGUCCAGCUCCUGUAGAAUAGGAGUGUUUGUGGAUCACAGAGCAGGACUUUUAUCCUUCUACAGCGUCUCUGACACAAUCACCCUCAUCCACAGAGUCAAAACCACAUUCACUCAACCUCUCUAUCCUGGGUUUACUAUUAAUAAAGGAUCCACAGUGAAAGUCUAUCGUCUCACAAAAUAAAUUGCAAAGAUUCUACAAGUAAAACUGUUAAAUUCAAAGUCAAAAGAGUGAUUGGACUUGUGCAAUCCAUGUAUGCUGCAUCGACAUCCAAACAUAAAGAAUUAAAGUGUAAUUAUAAACAAUAGUGAGGAAUUAAAUGUCUCAAUACAACUAAGAUAUCUGUAAACUGUGUUUUUCCUUAAGUACAGUGCCCAAAAGAGUAAAGUGAAUGUAGAAUCAGACUUCGACCAACAGAGGGCAGCAGUAAAUAAUAAAUAAAGCAGCAUGAAGUAGAUUCUUAAAAAAAACGUUUUUCACUGCAAAAUAGUCUGCACAAUGUCCUUAAAGAGCUUCUGGAUAUAAUCAAAUCCAGUUCUAAAGAAGAGAAAGACGAACGAAACCACAAAGUGUCCUUUUUUUUGUUAUAGACUUUGUGAAUUGUUUGUUUUUCCUGAGCUAAACAAAUUCUGUACCUUGAUAUUAUAGUUUAGUUUGUAAUGAACAAUUGGCAUUACUUGACAUUUUUAUGAUCCAUUUAUUUGUCAUGUUGAUUCAACCAGCAACAACUGAAAUAAGUCAUGAUUAUCAUGAGGUUUACAUACAGUUGGAUUGUGAAAAUGCAUGACGUAUUUUGAAUUUUGAAUAAAAUUGGUGUUAAAAUCUU
Molecule: messenger RNA, 2417 nt
Organism: Triplophysa dalaica
Lineage: Eukaryota; Metazoa; Chordata; Actinopteri; Cypriniformes; Nemacheilidae
Product: tripartite motif-containing protein 16-like
Exons: 6
Coding region: 110-1774 (554 amino acids)
Molecular function (GO): protein binding; zinc ion binding
Source: RefSeq, a predicted model, not a curated record